Molecule: messenger RNA, 3897 nt
Organism: Corvus hawaiiensis (hawaiian crow)
Lineage: Eukaryota; Metazoa; Chordata; Aves; Passeriformes; Corvidae
Gene: TMEM127
Product: transmembrane protein 127
Exons: 5
Coding region: 16-717 (233 amino acids)
Biological process (GO): negative regulation of cell population proliferation; negative regulation of TOR signaling
Cellular component (GO): membrane
Source: RefSeq, a predicted model, not a curated record
UGCCCGGUGCCCGCCAUGUACGCGGCGGGCCCGGUGGCGGCGGGCGGGCGGCGGCGGCGGGGCGCGGUGCCCAAGCAGCCGGAGCGCAGCCUGGCCUCGGCGCUGCCCGGCGCUCUGUCCAUCACCGCGCUCUGCACCGCGCUGGCCGAGCCCGCCUGGCUGCGCAUCCACGGCGGCACCUGCGCCCGCCAGGAGCUGGGCGUGCCCGACGUGCUGGGCCCCGUGCGCCCCGAGCUGCUGCGAGAUUUCUGCAUGAACCCGCAGACGGUGCUGCUGCUCCGCGUCAUCGCCGCCUUCUGCUUCCUGGGCAUCCUGUGCAGCCUGGGCGCCUUCCUGCUCGACGUCUUUGGGCCCAAGCACCCGGCCCUGAAGAUCACCCGGCGCUACGCCUUCGCCCACAUCCUCACGGUUCUCCAAUGCGCCACCGUCAUCGGUUUCUGCUACUGGGCCUCGGAGCUGCUCCUGGCGCAGCAGCAGCAGCACAAGAAGUACCACGGCUCGCAGGUGUUCGUCACCUUCGCCGUCAGCUUCUACCUGGUGGCCGGCGCCGGCGGCGCCUCCAUCCUGGCCACGGCGGCCAACCUGCUGCGCCAUUAUCCCAGCGAGGAGGAGGAGCAGGCGCUGGAAUUGCUCUCGGAGAUGGAGGAGGCCGAGCCCUACGGCGCCGACUACGAGGUGGUCAAUCAGUUCCAGCCGCCGCCCGCCUACACGCCCUGAGCGGGAUGGCGGCGGGAAGGCGGCGGGAAGGGGUUGGGUGAGGAGGGAUCCGGAGAUGCUGCGGGGGAGGAUUUGUUGGGGUGGAUCGCGGGAGUUCUUCCAGGGAUGGAUUGGUUUGGAUGGAUCCGGGGAGUUCUUCCAGGGAUGGAUUUCUCCAGGUGGAUCUCAGGAGCUUUUCCAGCAAAGGAUUGGUCUGGGCAGAUCCCAGGAGUUCUUCCAGGGAUGGACUUUUCCAGGUGGAUCCCAGGAGCUCUUCCAGGGAUGGACUUUUCCAGGUGGAUCCCAGGAGCUCUUCCAGGGAUGGACUUUUCCAGAUGGAUCCCAGGAGCUCUUCCAGGGAUGGACUUUUCCAGGUGGAUCCCAGGAGCUCUCCCAGGGAAGGACUUUUCCAGAUGGAUCCUGAGAGCUCUUCCAGGGAUGGAUUUCUCCAGGUGGAUCCCAGGAAUUUUCCCAGUAAAGCAUUGGUCUGGGCAGAUCCCAGGAGCUCUUCCAGGGAUGGACUUUUCCAGGUGGAUCCUGAGAGCUCCUCCAGGGAUGGACUUUUCCAGAUCGAUCCCAGGAGCUCUUCCAGGAAUGGACUUUUCCAGGUGGAUCCCAGGAGCUCCUCCAGGGAUGGACUUUUCCAGGUGGAUCCUGGGAGUUCUUCCAGGAAUGGACUUUUCCAGAUGGAUCCCAGGAGCUCCUCCAGGGAUGGACUUUUCCAGAUGGAUCCUGGGAGCUCCUCCAGGGAUGGAUUUCUCCAGGUGGAUCCCAGAAGCUUUUCCAGCACUGGAUUGGUCUGGGCAGAUCCCAGGAGCUCCUCCAGGGAUCGAUUUCUCCAGGUGGAUCUCAGGAAUUUUCCCAGUAAAGGAUUGGUCUGGGCAGAUCCCAGGAGCUCUCCCAGGGAUGGAUCUCUCCAGGUGGAUCCCAGGAGCUCCUCCAGGGAAGGACUUUUCCAGGUGGAUCCCAGGGAAGGACUCAUUGGGGCAGAUCCCAGAAAUUCCCCCUGAUCCCGGCCCGCCCUGAUCCCAAUCCCAGUGGGAAUGGGGUGGGUGAGGAGGGAUCCGGGAGUUCUCCCAGGGAAGGAUUUCUCCCGGUGGAUCCCUGGAAUUCUCUCAGGGCAGGAUCUCUCCCGGUGGAUCCCGGAAGUUCCCCCAAGGAAGGAUUUUCCUGGUGGAUCCCAGGGGUUUUCCCUGGGAAGGAUUCCGGGAUCCUUCCCGGCGUUGCUUCCGACUGGGGGGGGGGGGGGGGGGGAGGGGGGGAAAUGUUGGGAACCCCUGCUCUGGGUGGGGUUUUCUGGGAAUGAGGGGAGCGGGAUCCGUGGGAUCCCCAUGGAAUGAGGGGUUUGGGAUCCCCAUGGAAUGAGGGGAGCGGGAUCCGUGGGAUCCCCAUGGAAUGAGGGGUUUGGGAUCCCCAUGGAGUGAGGGGUUUGGGAUCCCCAUGGAGUGAGGGGUUUGGGAUCUGUGGGAUCCCCAUGGAAUGAGGGGGGUUUGGGAUCCCCAUGGAGGAGUUUGGGAUCCCCAUGGAAUGAGGGGUGUGGGAUCCCCAUGGAGGGGUUUGGGAUCCCCGAUCCCCCUGGGACGAGGGCUGGGACAUCCAAAAUAUUCCUUGAAAAAAGAUGGGAGCGGCUCCAAAAUUCCCCGUGAAACGAAGGGUUUGGGAUCCACCCUUUGCCACGGAUCGAGAGCUUUGGGAUCCCCAGUUUUCCUUGGCAUGAGAACUUUGGGAUCCCCAAUUCCCCUUGGAAUGAGAACUUUGGGAUCCCCAAUUCCCGAGAGAUCAAGAACUUCGGGAUCCCCAUGGAAUGAGAGCUUCGGGAUCCUCAAUUUUCCCUGGAAUGAGAACUUUGGGACCCCCAAUUUCCAAGAGAUCGAGAACUUUGGGAUCCCCCUGGAUCGAGAGCUUUGGGAUUCCCAAUUUUGCCUGGAAUGAGAAUUUUAGGAUCCCAAAUUCCCCCUGGAAUGAGAACUUUGGGGUCCCCAAUUUCCAAGAGAUCAAGAACUUCGGGAUCCCCAAUUUUCCCUGGAUCGAGAACUUCGGGAUCCUCAAUUCCCAAGAGAUCGAGAACUUCGGGAUCCCCACGGAAUGAGAGCUUCGGGAUCCUCAAUUUUCCCUGGAUCGAGAGCUUUGGGACCCCCAAUUUCCAAGAGAUCGAGAACUUUGGGAUCCCCCUGGAUCGAGAGCUUUGGGAUCCCCACAGAACAAGAACUUUGGGAUCCCCAAUUCCCAAGAGAUCGAGAACUUCGGGUUCCCAAAUCUUCCUUGGAUCGAGAACUUUGGGAUCCCCAAUUCCGCCUGGAUCGAGAGCUUUGGGAUCCCCAGUUUUCCUUGGAAUGAGAGCUUUGGGAUCCCCAAUUUUCCCUGGAUCGAGAGCUUUGGGACCCCCAAUUUCCAAGAGAUCAAGAACUUCGGGAUCCCCAAUUUUCCCUGGAUCGAGAGCUUUGGGAUCCCCAUUUCCCAAGAGAUCAAGAACUUCGGGAUCCCCCUGGAUUGAGAACUUUGGGAUCCCCAAUUCCCAAGAGAUUGAGAACUUUGGGAUCCCCACGGAAUGAGAGCUUCGGGAUCCCCAAUUCCCCCUGGAAUGAGAACUUCGGGAUCCUCAAUUCCCAUGAGAUUGAGAACUUUGGGAUCCCCCUGGAUCGAGAACUUUGGGAUUCCCAAUUUUGCCUGGAAUGAGAAUUUUAGGAUCCCCAAUUCCCAAGAGAUCGAGAACUUCGGGAUCCCCCUGGAUCGAGAACUUCGGGAUCCCCAAUCCCACCCCAGACCCCUCUCCCGGCUCGGAUCCCCCUUUUUCCCUCGGGAAUAUUUAAUUCCCCCUCCCCCUCUUAUUUAAAAAUCCGGGAAUUCCCAUCCCUGCUCCCCCUUUUCCCUCCCCGUGGACGUUCUGCACUUUAUUCCAAGCUCUGGGAAUUCCCCCAUCGCCUUCCAGGGGCUUUUUUUUCUUUUGGGAUCAUCCCAUCCCCCGGCAAAAAUUGGGGAAUUUUUUGGCUCCCGGAAAAGCUGGAAAAAUCCCGGAAUCUUUUAUGCAAAUCCCUCCACGCCCAUCCCGCUUUUCCCGCUUUUUCCCCCUCCCCAAAUUCCCACUUUUCCCCUCCCCCCCUUCCCCGCUCGGAUUUUUCCAACCCUGCGGGACCAAUCCCAGAAAUUUUUGGGGCCAAAAAACCCAAAAAAAAGAAUUUAAAAAAAAAAAAAAAAUUCCCA